CGGCGGCCGCCAUGGCGGUGGACAUCACCCUGCUCUUCAAGGCCAGCGUGAAGACCGUGAAGACCCGCAACAAAGCGCUGGGGGUUGCGGCGGGGGACAGCGCCAGGGACGAGCUGCUCAAGCGGGGCACCGCCCGCUCCAAAAGCGACUUCACCAGCAGGGCGCGGGAGGUGAUUUCUCAUAUUGGAAAGCUGAAAGAUUUUCUUCUACAACACAGAAAGGAUUACAUUAAUGCUUACAGCCAUAUUAUGUCUGAUUAUGUGAGGAUGACGGAUACAGAGCGUGACCAGAUAGAUCAAGAUGCCCAGGUGUUUAUGAGAACGUGUGCUGAUGCCAUCCAUCAGCUCAGAACAGAAGCACACAAGGGUGUCCAGUCUGCUCAGGUGAAGGAGCACAGAACAGCUGUCUUGGACUUCAUUGAAGAUUACUUAAAAAGAGUGUGCAAGCUGUAUUCUGAACAAAGAGCCAUCCGAGUUAAGCAAGUAAUAGAUAAGAAGAGACUGUCCAAACUUGAACCUGAGCAGAGCAAUGUGUCCAAAGCUCCUCUUUCCACUGAAAAAUCUUCACAGAGUCCUUCAGAGGAUUCUGAAGAAAAACUUUUUGCAGAGGAAAGCAAAGAUAGAAACCUUCCCGAUGCCCAAAGUAACCUUGGAUUAUGGGGGGACAGCAGAGGUGAAGAUGAGCUGUCACCUGAAGAAAUACAAAUGUUUGAACAGGAGAACCAGAGACUUGUUGGUGAAAUGAACAAUCUCUUUGAUGAAGUCAGACAAAUUGAAGGAAAAGUGGUGGAAAUCUCCAGAUUACAAGAGAUAUUCACAGAGAAAGUCUUGCAACAGGAAACUGAUAUUGACAAUAUCCAUCAAUUGGUUGUGGGUGCAACAGAGAAUAUAAAAGAAGGCAAUGAAGACAUAAGAGAGGCCAUCAAAAACAAUGCUGGAUUUAGAGUAUGGAUCCUCUUCUUCCUUGUGAUGUGUUCAUUCUCCUUGCUUUUCCUGGACUGGUAUGAUAAUUAAUUAAACAUACUACUGGCUCCAUGCUCUGUUU
This is a messenger RNA of Sturnus vulgaris (Common starling), 1044 nucleotides long. It is a transcript of the gene STX18, whose product is annotated as syntaxin 18. Gene Ontology annotation, molecular function: SNAP receptor activity. Gene Ontology annotation, biological process: intracellular protein transport; retrograde vesicle-mediated transport, Golgi to endoplasmic reticulum. NCBI's taxonomy places the organism in Eukaryota, Metazoa, Chordata, Aves, Passeriformes, Sturnidae. Gene Ontology annotation, cellular component: membrane; endoplasmic reticulum; SNARE complex. The record is from RefSeq and is a predicted model, not a curated record.